Caenorhabditis briggsae is the source of this 483-nucleotide messenger RNA. The transcript has a single exon. The record is from RefSeq and is a predicted model, not a curated record. Bases 1 to 483 code for a protein of 160 amino acids. NCBI's taxonomy places the organism in Eukaryota, Metazoa, Nematoda, Chromadorea, Rhabditida, Rhabditidae.
AUGCCACUUCCAAACAAAGGAGGAGAGCCAGAGUUCAAGUUGAAAGUGGAGCCCGCUGACAAAAUAGCCAUCAAAUACAACAUGAAAGACGAGGCAACAGUGCCAUUGAGCAUUAUGAAUCCAACGAAGGAGCGCAUUUGCUACAAGGUCAAAUGCACCGACAAUGAAAUCUUCCGUGUUCGCCCGCCACUUGGAUUAGUUGAGCCAGGAAAGACGGCUGCUGUGAAGAUCACUCUUAAACCAAAGGCUGGAAUUGAUCCGAAUAGACACUUCUUUGCAAUCUACCACGUGGCAUGCUCCGAUCCAAAAGCGGAUCCGAGAAAAAUCUGGACUGCUGACACGAAGCCAGACGGAGUGAUCAGAAUGCAAGCACUUUUGGAAACUGAUGAACCGGCGGCGGAGGAGAAGAAAAAGGGAGGAGAUGAUGAGAAGAAGGAGAAGGAGAAGGAUGAUGGAGAGAAGAAGGAGGAGAAGAAGGAAUAA